Messenger RNA from Cydia amplana, 1345 nucleotides. It is a transcript of the gene Vps36, whose product is annotated as vacuolar protein-sorting-associated protein 36. The record is from RefSeq and is a predicted model, not a curated record. Gene Ontology annotation, molecular function: phosphatidylinositol-3-phosphate binding; ubiquitin binding. Bases 116 to 1321 code for a protein of 401 amino acids. Gene Ontology annotation, cellular component: ESCRT II complex; late endosome membrane. Gene Ontology annotation, biological process: protein transport to vacuole involved in ubiquitin-dependent protein catabolic process via the multivesicular body sorting pathway. The transcript has 7 exons. Lineage: Eukaryota; Metazoa; Arthropoda; Insecta; Lepidoptera; Tortricidae.
AUUAGCUGUUGUAAUUAUAAUCACACUAGCUAUUUUUGAAAAUUAUUAUUUGCGUUAAUAAACAUCCAUUAUAGUUAAAUAAGUAUAUUAACGCAUCCAAAUUGAAUACACUACGAUGGAUAGGUUCGAAUACAUGGAAGCGCGUUUGUUUGAAGGUGAAAAUUACAUUAAAAGGGAUAGGAACGUUAAAAUUUAUGACGGAGAAGACAAGACUCAAUUUGUGGACGGAGAAGUUGUCCUAACAACUCACAGAAUACUAUGGGGUAAGCCUGGCGACAUACCUAAGGGACUAACUUGCCUUUCUCUACACUUAUACUAUGUGUUCUGUGUUGAGGAAGAAAGUUCUGGAGUAUUUGGGCUUGGUGGACUUAAGAGAAUAAUAUUACACCUUGGACCUGCUUUACCGGGCAAAAAACCAGGACCAGCUGUAGUAAGUCCCUACCACUUUGUAAAAUUAUCAUUCAAAGAUGGUAUAGACUCCGCCUUUUACAAAGCACUAAAUGAAGCAGUCAGCGCAAAAGCAUGGGAACAGCCCAGCCCAGCCUCCCCUCUCUCUGCCUCGAGCCCCAAUGCUAGCCCUAAGCCCUCAGUAGCACCAACAAAUUCUAAAAUCAGAUCUGGUAUAAUCGGAAUUGAAAGAAGUAUAGAGGAGCAACACAGAGCAACUGAUGAAAGUAUCACUGUGGCAUUUAAGGACUUGACCAAACUUAUGGAAAAAGCUAAAGAAAUGGUUGCAGUGUCUAAGAAUAUUUCUACUAAGAUAAGGGAAAAACAAGGUGAUAUAUCAGAAGACGACACAGUGCGGUUCAAGGCGUACCUGAUGAGUCUAGGCAUCGACGACCCGGUUACCAGAGAUGCGUUCCGGUCCGAUUCCGAUUACUACAUGGGGCUGGCGCAACAGAUCUCGGAUAUGAUGGUGGCUGUAUUAAUGGAAUGUGGAGGAAUCAUGUCUCUGUCUGAUGUUUGGUGUCGCGUGAACAGAGCGAGAGGGUUGGAAUUAAUAUCUCCUGAAGACUUACUAAACGCUUGCAAGUUACUCCAAACUAUUGGUGCUCCUAUGUCGCUCCGAAAAUUCCCAAGUGGGGCCUGCGUCCUGCAGAUGACCAGCCAACGAGACGAGGAAGUAGCCAAGACCACGUGUACCAUGCUUGAAGAAAAUGGAAACCUGACGCCUGAGAAGCUAUCGCAGAUCGCAAAUGUGUCCGUCCUGCUCGCACGGGAGCGCUUAUUCACUACCGAGCGUCUAGGUCUCGCCUGUAGAGAUGAAACCAUAGAGGGCCUAGCGUUCUACCCAAAUCUGUUCUUGAGGGAAACCUCCUAGCAAUAUUAUAGAAUAGUUUGUGUC